Messenger RNA from Erythranthe guttata (spotted monkey flower), 2947 nucleotides. Its product is annotated as RING/U-box superfamily protein. The record is from RefSeq and is a predicted model, not a curated record. Gene Ontology annotation, molecular function: zinc ion binding; SUMO ligase activity. Gene Ontology annotation, biological process: protein sumoylation. Lineage: Eukaryota; Viridiplantae; Streptophyta; Magnoliopsida; Lamiales; Phrymaceae. Gene Ontology annotation, cellular component: chromatin.
UACCCUUCGACAGUAAAACGUUUUCCACAGUAAAAACCUAAUUUUACCUUGGGUAACCCUCAAAAGUUUUUGAAUUACGGAGGAUAAAAUUCCCUCAUUCCAAAAUCCAGGAAAAGGGGAAGAGAAAUUUUGCUGAGCAAGAGGUUUCUAGAGUAAACGAAAGGAAUGGCAGGUAUGGCACUAACGCCGGCUCCGGUGAUCGGGAGAACAUUGAACGGCGGCGGCGGCGGCGUCCGCCUCCCACACAACAGCUUAAACUCGUCGGGAGUGAACGCCCUCCGAAUAUCUGCCAUGAUUGAGCGCUUAUCUCGUUUCGUCAACAACAGCAGUGAAACCGACGCUUCGCAGUUCUUAAAUCUCUGCCUUUCUCUCUCUAGAGGAAUUGAUUUUGCCAUUACAAACCAUGAGGUUCCGAGCAUGUCGCGUGACUUACCUUCACUAGUAAAGCAGGUGUGCCAAAAUAAAAAUGAUAACCUUCUGCAAGCAGCUAUUAUGGUCCUGAUGAUUUCUAUUAAGAGUGCUUGUCAAAGUGGGUGGUUUUCUGAUGUAGAUUCUGAAGAGCUCAGCAAUCUGGCAAAGGAGAUCGAGGGCAGUUUUUGUAGCGUGUCAAAUUUUAACUCUGAGCCAAGCUGUUCGCUUUCGGUUAUCUCAACAAUUAUGUCAAGAUUCUAUCCGAGAAUGAAAAUGGGUCAUAUCUUUUCUUUUCUUGAAGUCAAGCCUGGAUACUAUGCUUAUGCGAGGGACUUCCAGAUUCCAAAGAAUAUAAAGUCUUCCCCAGGAGAUCAAAUAAGGUUGUUUGUUGUCCAAACGGAUAGUAUUGAGACAUCUUCCUGCCUUAUUAGUCCUGCCAAAGUAAGCUUUCUUUUGAACGGGCAUGGAGUGGAGAAGAGGACUAAUCUUUACAUGGAUACAGGGCCACAAAUUCCAACAGUUGUAACACCUUUGUUGAAAUAUGGGUCGAAUCUCCUUCAGGCUGUGGGUGAAUUCAAUGGAAAUUAUAUAAUAGUAGUUGCUUCAAUGGGUGAGAUGCGAAAGCCUGAUAGUUACAUCCUUCAAGAUUAUGAGCAGCAGGCUCCUGCAAGUGUGGAUUCAGAUUCAGAAGUAAUUGUGGGGUCAUCACGGAUAUCACUAAACUGCCCUAUUAGCUUCACGCGUAUUAAAACCCCUGUCAAAGGACAUUCAUGCAAGCAUAUUCAGUGUUUUGAUUUUGAUAACUUUGUGGACAUAAAUUCAAGAAGACCCUCCUGGCGCUGCCCACAUUGCAAUCAGUAUGUCUGCUUCCCUGAUAUUCGAAUUGAUCAAAAUAUCGUUAAGGUCUUAAAAGAGGUAGGGCCCAAUGUCUCCGACAUAAUUGUCUCCUCAGAUUGGUCGUGGAAUGCUGUCAAUGAAACAGAGGAUACCACAAAGAAGCCAGAAGAGGAUAAUACCUUCAGUACUGGCCAUGAUUCGUCACCACAACCUGCUGAUGUAAUGGAUCUCACUCAGACCGAAGAUGCAAUGGUUGCUUUUCCCACUCGCGAAACAACUGAAGACGUAAAACAUUUCCCAGAUGCCCGUCAAAGUCAACCUUUGACUCAGACCGCAGCAGUCAACACGAAUGAUGCUAAUCAAACCGGCGGUCCUCUUGCUAACAACUUCUGGUCUGAUAUGUUAAUGUCAACGUUUGUUCCACCAUCGAAUGUCCGACCCAAUGCACAGAUAGGAGGCAAUAUUCCCAUCGACACCUUCACUAAUACGAACAGAGAACUCGAGGCUUUCCAUGGUAGUAAUAAUGCUCUCGAUACAACUUCUGCGGCGAAUACAUUGCCGUUGCAGCAGUAUCAAUUUAGAAAUACACCUGUCAAUAAUGACUACGGAAGGUUCCAAUCAGCGCCCAGGCAUAUAACGAGAGUACCUAAUGCAGUUCAGGCCCUUCCUGCUCAGUCUCCCACUUCAGUCCUUCAACGAGGCUCUGUAAAUAGCCACAACUCCUUUACCCCAAAUAGUCUCUCAACCACUGCACCAAACUUCUCUACAGCUUCUCGUGCACAUCCACAUCAGGUCCCACCGGUUUCUUCAUCUUCUCUGCUCCAGCACAUACAGCAACAAAAUCGUUCGUUCUCAUCUGCUCAACCGCCACAACAGAAUGCUGGUUUUCAGGACUCGAAUCAGGUCCAAAACACAUAUAGACUUCCAAACGGACACAAUCAAAGUCAGCAGAUAGCAAAUCUCAGGAUGUCUCGAACAAUGAGCCAACCUUCCAUGCAAUCUUCCGGAAGCUUCGUGCGCACCCAAACCCAUGCAGGAGGAGCUCCACAAACAAUUCAUCAAACAGCAGCUCUGCCCAACAACUCCCAACAAUCCCACCUCAUUGCAGCUGCAAACAGAGCCGCACAUAUGGCCUUCGAUCCUUCAAGAACUGCACCAUCAUCUGGAGUUGCACCGCAACCUAUCACGAGGAGCGAUGCAUCUGAUCCGACGGCCGAUAUGACGUGGCGCCCUGCUGGACGUAUGCGCGGGGCCCUAGUUGGCCAGGAUUACAACAAUGCAUAUAAGCAGUACGUUAUACGGCCUAAUCAGCAAGCCCAUCAAGCUGGUAAUCCAAUCGUGCCUAAUCAACAAUCCCAAGCUGUUAGACCAAACUCAAAUGCAGGCUCGGUUCAGUUCAGGCCUGUGAAUUGGGAUGGUACGCCACAUAUCCCACAUGGGACUCGGUAACUCGGUGAAUUUGCUCUCUCUCUUUUUUUUUUUUUUUUUUUUCUCGUUUGGUGAAUGAAUCAAGAAUGCUCGUGUUGAAGCUUAGCUGUCUCUUAUUAUGUCUAUAUAUUUGGAGUCUGAUUGGGAAAUUAGGAAAUGCAGAUGUGAUGUUUAUGUAUGCAGAAACUUUGGUAUAUAUGACGUGGCUAAGAAAAAAAAGAAAACUAAUUCCAUGAUGUCAUAAAUCUAAAUUAAUGUUGGUAUUUAAUAU